Molecule: messenger RNA, 2625 nt
Organism: Spodoptera littoralis (African cotton leafworm)
Lineage: Eukaryota; Metazoa; Arthropoda; Insecta; Lepidoptera; Noctuidae
Source: the annotation of a GenBank genome assembly
AUGUGGUUCCUCCUGCUCCUGCUUCUGCCAGGAGUGAGACUGCAGGAAGACGAAGACAAUCUUUCUUCAAAGGAUAACCCCUACAGACUCCCGUUCAAUACUGUCCAGUUUGUAGACCACAAGACUUCAAAAAACGGCCCCAUACUAUUCCCAAACGAUGCACCGCCGCCGCCCCCGACACCAUUAAUAGUGACUUCGCGACCCCUCAUCGAAUCCAUAGCCAGGAGUGAGCUGAACCCCAACAACAGCGUAGCAGCCCAAUCCCAGUACCACCAGGUCCAAUUCAGACCUGAUUACCUGACCAGGACCAGGAGCUAUAAGCCCUUUGCCUAUGGAGGGCCUUCGACCCCUGUGUAUGACUACAGACCCCCAAAUGUUGGGUAUAUUGCGACCACUGACAGACCAGAGCAGGAGAAUUUUUACAGGCAAUAUGAGGGUAAUAGUACGAAAAAACAUUUGAUGGAUUCUUUUCAACCGAGAAAAAACGAAACCAAAGGAAUAAAUCUUUGGGAGCGUCCUAUUUACCGUCGGAGAAUCGAACAGUCACCAAGAAUUAACAACCCAAGGAAGGCUAAUUUUGACGAUAAAGUUAAAAGCAAGCAAAUCAAGGUGUAUCAUAGUUCGUUGUAUAGCAGAGAAGCUGAUUAUAACCAUCAAGUGGCUGAUCAUCAUGAAAACCAGGAUGAACAUAAUAACAUGAUUGAUUCCGAUGAAAGUGAUAGUCUUCGACAAAAACGUGCAACUAUGGAAGACGACGAUUCAAAACCACCAAUCUUUAAUAUAAACAAAAAAAAUAUAAACAGAAAAUUGUACAGCAACGCUAAAGAAAUACAAGCAAAAUCUUUGCUCAGUGUGAAGAAAUUCAAUCAAAAUGAUAGAGAAAUCUUCAACCCUACAACAGAAAGUAAAAUGAGAAAUAGGAAUCGUAGAAUGGAUCCAUCAAAUAGUCAAGAAUUUUUCAGUAUUAGCCACGAAAAACAUUCUGAUUCCAGUCCAUAUGUUUCAAGUAAACCACGAGCUAAUCCUAAUCAGGGUAAACAACCGAAUAAGCGUCCAACAGUGAAACUACGACAGUUAGUGAAUAUACAAAAUCAUAAGUCAAAUACUAACCAAGCCUACAACGAUGAAGUUAUGGCACGUGGACAGAGUAAUGUACGUAAGACUAACAAACAAUCGUCAAGUGGAGAAUGGGACAGACAUAGUGAAAAUGAAGCAAUAUUGCCUAAAAGAAGACCCACGUAUAAAUCUGAUAGUGAUCAAUAUAGAGAUAAAGAAGUAAAUCCACCGCCACGAGAUGAUGACAUAAAGAAAAUUCUUAGCACCGAACAGAAAGACAAAACCGAAAAUUUUUUAACUAAAUACGCCAGUUUCAAAUAUCGUCAGGAAGAAAUAAAUCAACAGAAUGAAGAUUUGAACAAAAAGCCUAAAAUCAUCAGGCCUAUUCAAUAUGGAAACAAUAUUCAACAAGAUCAAGAACCUACACCUACUCCUAUAGUGGGGAAUAAUAAAUACCAGGACCAAUCUCCUGAACAGCUUAAUUAUGAUGCUGUACCAGAGAACAGCAAGGAAUAUAAUCAUGGCGACAACUACGCGUUCUCCUAUACAGUGAAAGACCACAAAACUGGCGACGACUUCUCACAUUCCCAGCAAAGUACAGGAUCGGCAACAAAUGGAGAAUAUAGAGUUCGGCUCCCAGAUGGCAGAAUGCAAAUAGUUUCCUACACUGCAGAUGAGAACGGUUAUAAUGCUAAAGUUAGAUAUGAUGAACAUUCUACAGUAGAUAACAAUGUAGAUGUAGAUGUUACUAAAGGAAACAUAUACCGUCCUCCAACACCAGUCACAUACAAACAUAUUCACCCUGUAUACAAUGACAAUCAAGAUUCCUUAGAGAACGAAGAAUAUAUACACCAAAGAUAUAACGAAGCAAAUAUCCUAAAGAGUUCCAUCGCAGCAGACCGUCCCACAUCAGCCUACAACAACAUUCCACACAACUAUUAUGCACCAAAACAAAAUGAUUUCCAAAAUUACAAACAACAAAUAGAGACAACGAAACCUGUCAAUAAAGACCGUGUAGAUGACUUAACAGAUACUAACAACGAAUUCCUAAAACAUUAUCAUGAGAAAUUGUCAGAAAGGAACAAAUUACAGAGAACUAAAGAUGAAGACUAUUUCAAAUUUUCUCAAGAAAUAGCGGAUUAUUCUUCAGAAUUAAGUCAUGGUAAUGACCAUCAUAAGAGCAAGUUUGCGGAAUUUGAGAAUAAUGAAGGUGAACCCAAUGGUAAAGUUACUCCUUCAUAUGAAGAAUUAAAAGAACUUUUCGCAGAAAAAGAGAAUAGACAGCGUAAUGUUGUGUCUACAGUCAGGCCUAAUGAUGAUGUAACUGAAAGUAUAGUUGUGGCAAUAACUCCUAAGAAAUCCAGUUUAUAUACCAACGUUAAUUAUUAUAAUAACCUAAUAUCCGCUACUCCUUCUCCAUUCCCUUAUUCUGCCCAUUCUCCUACGACUCCCAGUAGUUACUUGUACUCCACUAUAGCUAAUUUAAAACAUAGAUUAACUUUCGGACACAAACCUGUGCUUUCUCAUCAGUACAUUAAUAAAAUAAAUAAAUAUUUGUCGUUUAAAUAG